CAAUUGUUCUGACAAGUGACAACUAUAAAAGCCGAUAUUUAAUUCCGCGCGUUUGAAAAUUUUUUCGGUUUUUGUCAUUAUAUUGAAUAGUUUCAGUUUGAGAAUAUAAUAUUUUACUUUAUCAGAUGUGAUCCACAAUUGUAAAAAAGUUUCUCAUAAGUGUAUUGUUUUAAAAAUCUAUUUUGACUGAUAACCUAAGCAGGAUGGCCGAUGAGGAUUUUAGUAAACUUUUGCAACAAGCGGAGCAGUUAACUACCGAAAUCGAGGGUAAUGAAGACUUGCCAAGGGUGGAAAGAUCUCUAGGACAAGUACUUGAAGCUUCUCAUGAGCUAUAUUCAAGAGUAAUACAAUCGGGGACUAACGAUAUCCAGGCGCACCUCUUGUUUGGGUCGAAAGGUAUAGAUUUGCAACAAAUAUCACAGAAGUUGGAAACUUUAUCAUCAAAACGUACAUUUGAACCUCUGCAGCCAAUAGCUGACUCUGAUAUAGAAAGUUUUUUGAAAAAUGAAAGAGAAAAUGCCAUAUUAUCACUUAUUGAUGAAGUCAAUAAGAAUUCACUGCAAACCACAGAAGACCAGAAAUGGGAACACAUGCUGUCAGAAUGGAAUAAAGAGAAAAUUAAACUUAUGAAUGCUAUGAUUGGACCCUCACAGAAUUGGUUAGAUUUAAAAAGAGCACCAGAACAACCAAGUAUUGCAGAUACACCUAAGAAGUUUGGCCACUCUAUGUUAGAUGAUACAGAAGCAGCCUAUGCCAGACAGGUCCAGCAAUAUAACAAAUUAGUCUUCCAAGGUGCUAAAUCACGGACUGGUCUGCAUCAGAAAUUUGCACAAGUGGCUGACGAGUUUAAUGAUCCUAAGGUAAAAGAAAUGUGGGAAAUUAUUAAAACUAUGUCAAAUAUACCAGCCUUAGUUAGAGAUGAGGAUCCAUUAAAGGCAAGAGGAAAUCCAACUAUACAACAGUGCCUUAUUGCUCAAGGGAAGAAAUAUUUGGAAAAGAGGUACAAACAGUACAUGAGUGAUGUAGUACGUGCAAAUCCUGCUGCUGCUAUGAGAGGAGGGGAACCGGGUACAUUCCCUCUAGUUCGUGGUUUUGUUGGCCUCCGCUUGCAGGGUCAAAGUGCCCAAGGCUUAACUGAUGGAGUCAUAGAUGACAGACCAUUGUGGCCAAUGGUGUAUUAUUGUUUGCGAAGUGGAGAUACAAGUGCAGCCUUGCACUGCCUACGAAAAGCAGGGUAUGAUCGAAUUUACAUUUUAAUUUUAGAAAGAUAUAAUUGA
Molecule: messenger RNA, 1277 nt
Organism: Zerene cesonia (dogface butterfly)
Lineage: Eukaryota; Metazoa; Arthropoda; Insecta; Lepidoptera; Pieridae
Product: nuclear pore complex protein Nup93-1-like
Exons: 6
Coding region: 204-1277 (357 amino acids)
Biological process (GO): protein import into nucleus; poly(A)+ mRNA export from nucleus
Cellular component (GO): nuclear pore
Molecular function (GO): structural constituent of nuclear pore
Source: RefSeq, a predicted model, not a curated record